This is a messenger RNA of Bufo bufo (common toad), 460 nucleotides long. Its product is annotated as histone H2B type 2-F. The transcript has a single exon. Gene Ontology annotation, cellular component: nucleosome. Lineage: Eukaryota; Metazoa; Chordata; Amphibia; Anura; Bufonidae. Gene Ontology annotation, molecular function: DNA binding; structural constituent of chromatin; protein heterodimerization activity. The record is from RefSeq and is a predicted model, not a curated record. The coding region runs from base 1 to 381 and encodes 126 amino acids.
AUGCCCGAUCCAGCCAAGUCCGCCCCAGCGCCCAAGAAGGGCUCCAAGAAAGCCGUCACCAAGGUUCAGAAGAAGGACGGCAAGAAGCGGAGGAAGAGCAGGAAGGAGAGCUAUGCCAUCUACGUCUACAAGGUGCUGAAGCAGGUCCACCCCGACACCGGCAUCUCCUCCAAGGCCAUGGGCAUCAUGAACUCCUUCGUCAACGACAUCUUCGAGCGCAUCGCAGGGGAAGCCUCCCGCCUGGCUCACUACAACAAGCGCUCCACCAUCACCUCCCGGGAGAUCCAGACCGCCGUGCGCCUGCUGCUGCCCGGAGAGCUGGCCAAGCACGCCGUCUCCGAGGGCACCAAGGCCGUCACCAAGUACACCAGCGCCAAGUGAGCGCCGCCCCCGCUCUCCGGACCCAAAGGCUCUUCUCAGAGCCCCCACCCUGUCUCCAGCGGAGCUGCUCCCGGGUCUC